Oppiella nova is the source of this 696-nucleotide messenger RNA. The record is from the annotation of a GenBank genome assembly. NCBI's taxonomy places the organism in Eukaryota, Metazoa, Arthropoda, Arachnida, Sarcoptiformes, Oppiidae.
AUGGUUCUCUCGACUACUAUUGACAAUCCAUUUGAAGUCAUCGAUUCAUUGGAUCAGUUGAACCAAAGGGAGGCAUUACAGCCACGACUAUUCCUUAAGACAACUGACAUCCACUCCAUUCAAAGUAACGCAAAUCCUAUGGAGAGUCGAGUGCUAAACAAAGCGAUGACUAAAAAUGAGACAAAUUAUAUUGAUUACACUCAUUUAGACUUCUACCAAGAUUUAGACCCAUUAAUGGUAACCAUUCGCGACAAUAAGACCCACGUAUUGGUCUCUUCAUUCUUCGACAUCGAGAUUGUGAUGACAAUCAAUCCAUCGCUUUAUAGCCAAACACUUCACGUCUCAGACAAUAAAUACUUUGAUAAGGCGUUUGGUUGGGUACUCCAUAAACAUUGCGAUCCAUAUCUAAUGGGAAUAUACGCCCAUUUCGCACUUCCUGUAGAGAUAGACCCGGACAGGUAUUUGACACUUGAUGGAUAUAACCACACGAGUGCUCCAUAUCUCACAUAUAUUUAUAAAAACGAAGUACAGAUAUCGCUGGACGAACACGAACUCAAUGAUAUGAUUCAGUCAUUCACAGACAUACUGGUGCCUCAUAACUCGCCAUCCAUUUCCAUUAUGGGAGGCUAUUAUCCAAACACUGACUCCAACCCAUGGUUUGGUGUUUUCCAGAUAUACGAUAAUUAUGUAAAUUGA